This is a messenger RNA of Talaromyces marneffei, 597 nucleotides long. RefSeq lists its product as uncharacterized. Lineage: Eukaryota; Fungi; Ascomycota; Eurotiomycetes; Eurotiales; Trichocomaceae. Gene Ontology annotation, cellular component: trans-Golgi network; TRAPP complex; cis-Golgi network. Gene Ontology annotation, biological process: regulation of GTPase activity; endoplasmic reticulum to Golgi vesicle-mediated transport. The coding region runs from base 1 to 597 and encodes 198 amino acids. The record is from RefSeq and is a predicted model, not a curated record. The transcript has 4 exons.
AUGUCCCUCGACUCCCAGAACCCCUUCAACCCCUCCGAUCCGCACGCCCGCUUUGUCAGUACCUCCUGUCUCGACCUGUUGCUAAUUGAAAUCGUCCCCAUGGCCGAACGAAUAACGCAAGACCUCCUCGUCAACUCCACAACUACCGAUGGAACCAAUAAUGCAGUCGCAAAAAUAGAAGAUGAAGAACUACAAGAAGCGACGUUUUACCGUCUCGAGAUGCUGGGAUAUAGAGUUGGGCAAGGUCUUGCGGAACGAUUCUCCCGCGACCGACCACGCUUCACAGACAAUCUGGAUGCAAUAAAAUUCAUAUGCAAGGAUCUAUGGACGAUAUUGUUUAGGAAACAGGUUGAUAAUCUCAAGACGAAUCAUAGGGGUGUUUAUGUUCUUUCAGAUAAUGCUUUUCGGCCCCUGACAAGGAUGAGUAUGGCUGUUAGGAGUGAGGCUGUGGCUCGUGCGGAAGCUUUUCUGUGGUUCCCCUGUGGUCUUAUUAGAGGUUGUUUAGCGAGUUUGGGCAUCGACGCUACAGUGCAGGCUGAGACGUCGGAGCUUCCUGGGGCUACUUUUCAGAUCAAGAGUAACCAGGCAAAGACAUGA